AUGGCAUCGCCAUUUUACAGUGGCCAAGAUAGUUUUUACUUCAACAACUUUACCAAGGACUUCACUGAGACUAAACAUCUGAGUGUGAAGAGAGGAGUUGACAGCUGUAACCUGACCAUCUCCAAGACAGAGUCAGGGGACUCAGCUACAUACUACUGUGGUGGUAUGGAAAUGGGUGAAGUCAAAUUUGGAGAAGGAACUUUUUUGAUUGUCAAAGGUAACUUAACUUCCUUCCGUAAUAUUGGAUUUUCAUUUUGCACCAUCAAAUAAAAUUUGGCGAUAAAUGAAUAUACCAGGUCAAUACAAUUUACACACAAUUAUCUUACUCCGUCACUCCCUUCAGGUUCAGAGUCCAAAAGCAUGUCUGUGCUACAGCUGCCUGUGUCUGAGUCAGUCCAGCCAGGAGACUCUGUUACUCUGAACUGUCUAUUAGUUCAGACAUGGCUCAGGAGUAUCGCAUCCAGGAAGCAUUUACACACAUGGGGACAGUGUCUGCAACCUCCCGAAGAGGAACCUCAGCCUCUCUGAUGCUGGGACUUACUACUGUGCUGUGGCCUCAUGUGGGGAGAUACUGUUUGGGAAUGGGACCAAGCUGGACAUUGACCGUAAGUAAGUAAUAUAUCUGACAUUUCUGAUAUUGUCUGACAGUGCUGUGAAUUGGUUUAGCAAACUGCUGUCUGUAUUUCCACAGAAGGUGGCAAGGAAGAACAUCUUAUGUUGGUGUACUGCCUGGGUCUCUAUUUCAUCUGGAUAACUGUCCUUGUGUCCAUCAUGUACAAGAUGAGCAGGAGAUAA
This is a messenger RNA of Coregonus sp. 'balchen', 795 nucleotides long. The record is from the annotation of a GenBank genome assembly. NCBI's taxonomy places the organism in Eukaryota, Metazoa, Chordata, Actinopteri, Salmoniformes, Salmonidae.